Messenger RNA from Capronia epimyces CBS 606.96, 2439 nucleotides. RefSeq lists its product as uncharacterized. Lineage: Eukaryota; Fungi; Ascomycota; Eurotiomycetes; Chaetothyriales; Herpotrichiellaceae. Bases 1 to 2439 code for a protein of 812 amino acids. The transcript has a single exon. Gene Ontology annotation, cellular component: DNA replication preinitiation complex. Gene Ontology annotation, biological process: DNA replication initiation. The record is from RefSeq and is a predicted model, not a curated record.
AUGUCGAUUUUGACACCCAAGGAGGUGACCAUCCAGACCCCCGACCAACCCGGGACCCUGCAACCUGCCAGCACUUUGUCUUCGACAACGCCGCCAUCACCAACCACGCCUGCUUCAGUAUCCAGAGACCAAAUACCUUUCGAGAUUAAGAAUGGACAGACCGGGAUGGCUCCUGAGCCCGUCCCCGGACAUGCUCAAGAGCCUCAACAUAUAGUAGCUAUCGAGGAUCCAUGCUCCCCGGAACGUCUCCGAAAUCAAUAUUUCGAGCAUCUAUACACUUCCAACACUUCUCUAGCAUUCUACGUCAAAGGUCCUUUGAGCCGUGCUCGAGCACAUGUGCGUUCGACAGCAUUUCCAUUGAAAGCCAUCCUGGAACUGUCUGACUUCUAUGAACAAAGUAUCCUUACGACUAAAAAAAUCGACCUGAAAUACAAGGAAUCAUUGUCUAACAUAGUUAAAGGACUGGGAAGUGAACACGGAAGUGGGGAUCUUCAAAAGAAAAGGCAGAAGAAGAAGAAACCACAACAGAAAUUGGGCAAGGACUGCCUCUGGCCUGAAGAGGAAGAAUCCAUUAGCAAAUGGUGGCGCAGUCGCGAUUUGAAGUCGGCCAUGAGGGCCACUUCCCAAGCUGAGGAAAUGCGCAAAGAGCUAGCAGAUUUGCGUAUGCGAGAGUCCGAGAUGCAGAUGCUUUUGAUCCUCGAGGUGAUGCUACUGAAUCUGGCUUUCUCAAAGCUUUCGGAGGAGCAGAAAACCCCACCCGAUCCAGAGGUCAAGGUUGAGUCCAUUGAAGACGACCCCUCAGCAAUGUUGGCCAAAACACCCCAGAAGCAGAAGUCCAAGAAGAAGCGUGAUCUAACCGGAGAACUAGACACCAUAGUCGACCGCCUGUGUAUCUGGCACACCGUGGGUCAAGACGAACUGGGCACAGCUGUCAACACCGGCAACAGCAGCAGUAUGUUGAAGCAAAGCGACUCGCUACGCGACUUCUGCAAAGACGUGCUUUUGCCGUUCUACUCAGCAAAGCUCCCUGAGCAGGUCAAAUCGAUAUCUCGGAAACUUGGAGGGCCGGAAAUCUCACCCAAACGACCGAAGCCUGUUCCUCAUCAAGGACAAUCUCGAGCACCUGCGAUGGGAGCCUCCUCUUCCUCCCACUCCAGACUCCAUUCCAGGUCAGGGCAAGUACACCCGCUGGCCAGACGGACCCUUGAACGUGUUUUGAGUGAAGAUCAAGCGCACCGCCAUGCAUCACCACCGACCACCCUUUCCCGCUCAUCGACCGCCCCUUUGGCAAUGAAUGGUAUGAUCCCUACGCUAAAACGCGAGCCGUCCGAACGGCCGCUGUCCCGCGGUGGCAUGAGCAUGCUGGUCAAAUCUGCCAGCUUCAGUAACCGUGAAAUCGACCUUGUUUCGGACAGUCGAGCACAUGAGGUGAAGCGCCGCAAACUUGAUCGCCUGGCGCAGCAAAAGCAGGAGCUCGACGCCGCAAUCGAGGCUCUCAGACGGCCUAGUAGGACCACCGUUGCCGGCGCGUUCAUGGACGAUGUGGAGAAACGCGCGGAACAGACGAAGACAGUGCAAAUCACUGCGACGCCGCGAGCGCGUAGGGUCGGUGAUCGAGCUGUAAUUCAGGGCCACGACCACUCUGAGACAGAGUUGUUGCACUCAUUGCCUCCCCUCGCGAUUGCCGGCCAACAGCAAGACAGAGACAAAGAGAUGAUGACGACGGUGGUGCCGUCCUCGACGGCUAAACCCAGCUCGAGCGGGAUUAGCAUUCACCCCAGCAGAUCGUCCGCCACGAAACGAGCAGUCUUGUCAGCAAUCCACGAGACUCCAUCCCGCGGCAUGGAAGGCAAGACAACCAACCCGCUAGGUCUGGCCCGGCACCAGCCGCGACCAAUAUUGUCUUCGGCCAACGCAAAUGACGACCACAACAAAGAACGCGGCAUGAUGAUGACGCCGGCGCGGGAGCCGAGGAAACAAACCACUUCGAAGAGAAACGACGACGACGACGACGUUCACAUGGGGACGCAGCUGUCCCCCGCACCAAUUUCAGCUCUUUCCUCGAGCCGCUCUCAAUCCCAGGAGCUGCAAUCAUCCACCAUGUCUCGUUCGCGCCGUCCCGUCCUGUUCACCCCGAUCAAGAAGUCCGAUGUCAGCGUAGAAUAUGCGUUCCGUGAUGCGCCCGAGAUCCCAGAGCGGGCUGGAAAGAUGAUGGAUCGAGUGAUGGGCGGGAAAGCGAGAGCAUUCCCUUCCAGCUUUGGAGCUUGGGACGAGGUCGGCGCCGGCCGCAAUCCGGAGGCCAGAGCACGUGUAGGACUGCAAAAUAGCCUAGAAAGGGCAAAGGACGCAGCAUCUCCUGUCCUACAGGCUGAUGGCAAUGGUGAUGACGGCGACAUCUACGCAAAACUCGGCUGGAACGAUGAUGACUUUGACAUCUGA